AAGGAAACAAAAGUUUAAAGCUUUUAGUCCUAUUCUGUCAGUGACUCAAAUCUUUACAAUACGUCAAGAAAUGAAAGAGUACUUCGACUUUGCAUUUCUUUUUGCGGUUAUAAAAGGAUCGAGACUUGAGUUUCAUUUCAACACGAUUUUCUUUUUGCUUGCUUAUAGCAUAUAGCGAGACUGAUCAUUCUGUCGUCUUUACAGGUUUCAAGUUUGAGUACUCAACGCCGUCGGCAUCAUUAGAUCGGCAAGUGAUCAAGCUGGGGGGAUUGUACAUGGCUACAAGUAUGCUCUCAAGCACAAUUGUUCUUGAGGUUCUUAGAAAUGACAAUUACGCGAAUUGGAGUGCUUGCAUUAAAAACUAUCUCUUGGCUCAAGAUCUUUGGGAUAUUUUCGAAACAACCACAAAACCUCCAAAACCAAAAGAUGAUGCAGUAGAAUUCAGAGCUUGGAGGAAGAAGAAUGCUGCAGCUUUGCAUGCAAUUCAGAUUUCAUGUGGGGUGGAAAUACAAUCUCAGAUCAAUAAUAUCAGUUCUGCUAAAACUGUUUGGGAUUUGUUGCCUAAAUUAGUGCACCAACCACCAUCGAAAGAAGCUAGUUAUGAUCCAGUGGCUGAGCAGGGAAACUCAUUGAAUAUCCCAUCCAGUAAUGUUCACGAGGAUGGAUCAAUGAUUGCACCUGAUCAAAAGGUUGAACCAGGAAGCUCCUCAAACAACCCAGGGAGGCAAAACAUAAUUAAUACUUGUAACGCGGACUACUAUAUGGGGUAUGCGCGACUACACAAGGCUUUGCAAAGUGGUGAUUGGAAUUCUGCCAAAGAAUUCCUCAAACUACAACCCAAUUCAAAGAGCGCAAAAAUUACUACUUUGGGCAAGACUGCUCUUCACGUGUCUGUUGAGGCGGGACAUGUCCAUAUAGUGGAAGCGUUGGUGGAGCAAAUGUCGGAAGAUUAAUUGGAAGUACAAGACAAUUUCGGUGACACAGCUCUGCUGAAUGCAACAUCUAGUGGACAGUACAAGAUGGUGAAGUGCAUACUUCGAAAAAACAAAAGGUUGGUCAGCAUGGGAAAAGCUAGCAACAAUGGAUUCCAAAUGCUUCCAGUUGUUUGGGCUCUUAAAAAUGGAUAUAUAAAAAUAGCUCGAUAUCUUUAUUCUCUCACUCCGCUGGAAGAUCUAACUCCAGAAAAGGGCAGGAGCGGUUCAACACUUUGUAGCGAAGCUAUAUAUACCAGAGCUUUAGAUAUUGCUUUGGAUCUAAUCCGGCGCUGUCCACGUUUGGCUCUUGCUCCGGACAACUAUAGCUACAGCCCUUUAUACGCAUUGGCUUCUGCGAAUUACGCAUUCCCAAGUGGACAUCGUCUCGUGUUUUGGAAACGAUGGAUCUCCUCUUGUAUACACAUUCAAUCGGCAAAUGGUACGGCUACCAAUGAAGUUCAUUUGAUAAUUCAAAAAGACGAGGGACGCCAAAGCGAUGUAGUAAAAACUAACAGAUCAUCAGUUCAAGCCCUGUUGCGCCGAUCAUUUUCAAAACUCAUUAAACUUUUGGAUAUCGAGCAUUUAUAUGAAAUGAAGUUGGUCCGUGAGCAAUCCCGUCAACUUCUGCAUCGUAUGUGCAAAGAAAUCUUAAUUUCAGAUGUUGAAGGAAGGCGUAAAGGUUGCAUUUAUCAAGCUAUUUUCCAUUCAAUCAAAGAAGGGAUUUUUGAGUUUGUUCAUGAUGUAGUGAAAGCGAAUCCAGAUCUUUUGUGGAGCAAUGAUGUCAAUUCAAGAAAUAUAUUCUCGUAUGCUGUCCUAUGUCGCCAACCUAAAAUCUUUAGUCUUAUAUAUGGACUAGAUGUGAAGAACAACUUGGCAUAUGGUGGAGAUAACUCUGGCAACAAUAUAUUACAUAUGGCAGGGAUGCCACCAGUUUCCAUUAUGCUUAAUCGCAUACCAGGUGCAGCUUUACAAAUGCAAAGAGAAUUACAAUGGUUUAAGGAGGUUGAGAGUAUUGUCCAUCCAAAGAUCAAGAAAGUUGAAAAUAAUGAUGAUCUGACUCCACGAGAGUUGUUUACAAAAAACCACAAGGACUUGAUGAAAGAGGGUGAGAAAUGGAUGAAGGAUACAGCAACUUCAUGCACAGUGGUAGCCGUUCUGAUUCUUACUAUAAUGUUUGCUGCAGCCUUUACUGUUCCAGGAGGCAACAACCAAGACACAGGCUCGCCAAUAUUCUUCAAUAAAAAAUUGUUUAGGCUCUUUAUAGUAUCUGAUGCUCUAUCACUAUUUUCCUCUGCAUCUUCUGUAUUGAUGUUCUUGGGAAUCCUCACGUCACGUUAUGCAGAAAAAGACUUCUUUAAAUCCUUGCCCACAAAGAUGAUAAUAGGCCUUUCCACUCUUUUCUUCUCCAUUGCAACCAUGAUGAUAGCCUUUUCUACAGGUCUUUUACUUUUGCUAGGUGAAGAAUCAUCGAUGGUUAUUCCUGUCAUAUCUUUGGCUAGUAUUCCUGUCACCCUCUUUGUGUUGAUGCAAUUUCCCCUUCUCGUAGACAUGUAUAUUUCAACUUAUGGACCCGGCAUCUUUGAUAGAAAAAUGAAACGGUGGUUGUAA
This is a messenger RNA of Juglans microcarpa x Juglans regia, 2582 nucleotides long. RefSeq names its product ankyrin repeat-containing protein ITN1-like. The coding region runs from base 1020 to 2582 and encodes 520 amino acids. The record is from RefSeq and is a predicted model, not a curated record. The transcript has 9 exons. NCBI's taxonomy places the organism in Eukaryota, Viridiplantae, Streptophyta, Magnoliopsida, Fagales, Juglandaceae.